GGGCGGGCCCGGGGUUUGCGGGGAGGGGGAAGGCAGCAUCCUGCGAGGCGGGAGUGGGGUGCGGAAGGUGGCGGCACGGCGAAAGGUCCGGCUUGUGGGUGGUGAGCGAGCUGCGUUCCUCACGCUGGGUGCUGUGGGGCCGAGGCUCGGUGGAGCCAGGCCUGGCUCCCUGACUGCCCGGCCUUGUGGAGGUUGGAGGGAGCGGUGCGGCUGCGGUCAUUUGCAGAAUCAAAAUGGUUGAAGCAGAUCGUCCUGGGAAGCUGUUCAUUGGAGGCCUGAACACAGAGACUAAUGAGAAAGCCCUUGAGGCUGUAUUUGGCAAAUAUGGACGAAUUGUGGAAGUACUCUUGAUGAAAGACCGGGAAACCAACAAGUCCAGAGGAUUUGCAUUUGUCACGUUUGAGAGUCCAGCAGAUGCAAAAGAUGCUGCCAGAGAUAUGAAUGGAAAGUCAUUAGAUGGGAAGGCAAUUAAAGUGGAACAAGCAACCAAGCCAUCCUUUGAAAGUGGUGGUAGGCGUGGGCCACCACCCCCUCCACGAAGCAGAGGUCCUCCCAGGGGCCUUAGAGGUGCAAGAGGCGGAAGUGGCGCGAGAGGACCACCUUCAAGAGGGAGUCACUUGGGGUCUUCUCGAGGACCACUUCCCAUGAAGAGAGGUCCCCCUCCACGAAGUGGAGGCCCUCCACCCAAAAGAUCUGCACCUUCAGGACCAGUGCGUAGCAGUAGCAUGGGAGGCAGAGCUCCUGUAUCACGUGGAAGAGACAGUUAUGGUGGUCCUCCCCGGAGGGAACCAAUGCCCUCACGAAGAGAUGUCUACAUGUCUCCAAGAGAUGAUGGCUACAGCACUAAAGACGGUUACUCAAGCAGAGAUUAUCCCAGUUCCAGGGAUACACGGGACUAUGCACCACCUCCACGAGACUACGCGUACCGUGAUUACGGUCAUUCCAGUUCACGUGAUGAGUACCCCUCUAGAGGAUAUAGUCUUUCCUCCUAUAGUGAUCGUGAUGGAUACGGUGGGGGACGUGACAGAGACUACUCGGAUCAUCCAAGUGGAGGCUCCUACAGAGAUUCCUAUGAGAGUUACGGUAACUCACGUAGUGCUCCACCUGCACGAGGGCCCCCGCCAUCUUAUGGUGGAAGCAGUCGGUAUGAUGAUUACGGCAGCACGCGAGAUGGAUAUGGAAGCCGAGAAAGUUACUCAAGCAGCAGGAGUGAUGUCUACUCAAGUGGCCGUGAUCGUGUUGGAAGACAAGACAGGGGUCUUCCCCCAUCCAUGGAAAGGGGUUAUCCACCUCCUCGUGAUUCUUACAGUAGUUCAAGCCGCGGAGCACCCAGAGGUGGUGGCCGUGGUGGAAGCAGAUCUGAUAGAGGUGGAGGCAGAAGCAGAUACUAAAAACACUCUUAAACUUUUGGACCAAGACAGAUUACUUCUCAAAAAACAAAACAAAACAAAAAACCAACAAAAAAACAAACAAAAGUGGAAGUUGUUCUAUCUUUACUACCAGAGGACUACUAAAAGGAAAAGUUGUUUUUACCUUUUUUUAUUGUUGCCUGUUAAGUUUUUCCCCUCCAUGACUUUUAUGCUUUUGUGAGGAAAAGUUAAACCAAUGUUUAAUUUCAUUUCAAAAUUGUUAACAUUUCUUUCAAAAAGCAGAUGUUAAAUGUAUAAAAACUUGAGCUGUGUACUAGUGUUGUAAUUUUUAAAGUAAAGUUACCCUGAAAUGCCACACUACCCAUCUGAUUUUCCUCAUGACUGGAACAAGCAGUUCUUAAGAUCUUCCACACAACAUUCAGCCAUCUGACAUGGAGAUGGAUUGUUCUACAGGCUCAGCAUCUCACUCUUAAAAAAUACUGCUUGUGAUUUGGAGGGUGGUGGGGAUGUUCCACAUAAAGUUCAGUUUUGCCUAGAAUUCCAAGUCAGUCACAGUGUUUCCAGUAAAAAAUCCCUUCAGAUUCUUGUGUAAAGCAAAAUGGAGGAUAUCAUUCACUUAACCUGAAAAAGCAAGUGGAUAAUGCUAUUUUCUGCCUUCCUACUGUUUCAUGGGGAGUUAGAAAAGAUCUCCCAAGUAAAACAUGUACAUGUAAGUCAGCUACAGACUACUGUAAAAAUAAAAGAGAAAUUGGCCAAUUCCAUCAAAGAAGCUGCAAAACGAUGCUUACUGGUACUGUUUCAAAUUUUUGCAACUCUGUAGUGUUUCACUUUUAAAGGAACAUCUUGAUUCCAAAGGAGAAAAUAAGAUAAGCAAAGAAGUCUUUCUCUCCAACUUCUCAAAGGCUUAUGGCUUCAUAAAAACAAGUGAAUCUUUCAGCAUUCCACAGCUGAUUUAAAGCAUCAAAUGCCUGUGAAACACCAAAGAUGGUAAGCAAAGCAAACUAGUUUUUCAGUCUAAGUCAAAAUUGAACCAAGUUACCUACCUCUAGUACAGUCAGAGAAGCUGCUCAUUAUGGCAAUGGAAAUGCUGUAUAGAUU
Molecule: messenger RNA, 2468 nt
Organism: Calypte anna (Anna's hummingbird)
Lineage: Eukaryota; Metazoa; Chordata; Aves; Apodiformes; Trochilidae
Gene: RBMX
Product: RNA binding motif protein X-linked
Exons: 9
Coding region: 234-1391 (385 amino acids)
Biological process (GO): positive regulation of mRNA splicing, via spliceosome
Cellular component (GO): spliceosomal complex
Molecular function (GO): RNA binding
Source: RefSeq, a predicted model, not a curated record